Merops nubicus (carmine bee-eater) is the source of this 720-nucleotide messenger RNA. RefSeq names its product leucine-rich repeat-containing protein 49-like. The record is from RefSeq and is a predicted model, not a curated record. NCBI's taxonomy places the organism in Eukaryota, Metazoa, Chordata, Aves, Coraciiformes, Meropidae. The transcript has 6 exons. Gene Ontology annotation, molecular function: protein binding. The annotation marks the transcript as partial.
GUUAAUAAUUGUGGUCUUCAGCUGGUUAUCCAGACGUCAUCAAUAACAGAUAAAAGCAAACCGUUUGAAUUCAGGAUAAAUAAAGAACAGUCAUCUUUCAAUCACAAACUUCUGCAGCAUGAUCUGGAAAAAAACUACUCAGGAAGGCAAGGAGAGCAAAGAGUAUUAAGUCCUUUAGUGCGCAAUAAGCAGAUGUAUCUUCCAGUACCAUCCAGUCUGACAGAACUUUCUGGUUUGGAGUUGAAGCAGAAUACAGGUACUUUAUCAGGAUUUGGAGAGUCUUCUGUUCACACGCCUACGAAAUCCAGGUCCCGGCAAAGCAGCCAUGGUAUUGGUUCAUAUGCAUCAGAUAACACAAAUUUUGGGAGCAGUUCAUCAAUAACAUUUCCUAUAUUGCAACGUACUGCGGAAGAAAAAAUACUGAACUCCGAUAGACUUACCCUGGAAAGGCAAAAACUGACAGUGUGCCCGGUUAUCGAUGGGGAAAAUCAUAUUCGCCUUUUGAACUUCCAACAUAACUUUAUAACCCGGAUCCAGAACAUUUCUAAUCUGCAGCAUCUUGUUUUCUUAGAUUUAUAUGAUAAUCAGAUAGAGGAAAUAAAUGGGCUUUCAACUCUGAGAUCCCUAAGAGUCCUUUUGUUGGGAAAGAACAGAAUAAAGAAGAUCUCAAAUCUGGAGAACUUAAAAAAUCUUGAUGUUUUAGAUCUUCAUGGAAACCAG